Zingiber officinale is the source of this 768-nucleotide messenger RNA. RefSeq names its product glucan endo-1,3-beta-glucosidase 12-like. The record is from RefSeq and is a predicted model, not a curated record. Bases 66 to 614 code for a protein of 182 amino acids. The transcript has 4 exons. Lineage: Eukaryota; Viridiplantae; Streptophyta; Magnoliopsida; Zingiberales; Zingiberaceae.
UUUCCAUCUCUUCAAAAGAGAGACAGAGAUAGCAGAGACUACUGCGGCUUUCUCAUCAUGCGAUCAUGAAGAAGAGCAGCAAGGAGUGGGCGAUGAUUUGUGGGCUUCUGAUGGCGGAACUAUUCAUGGUGAUGGGGGCGGCGGCCGGAGUGCAGGAGAAGGCAGAGGCGGUUGAGCCGAUCCCGACCAUGUCGCCGCCGGAGGGGAACACGACGUUCAUAGAGGGGCGGACAUGGUGCGUGGCCCGGCCGGGGGCGUCGCAGUUCGACCUGGAGAACGCCAUCGCCUGGGCCUGCGGCCUUGGCGGCGCGGACUGCUCGGGGGUGCAACCCGGCGCCGCCUGCUACCGGCCCGACACGCUCCUCGCGCACGCAUCCUUCGCCUUCAACAGCUACUACCAGCAGAACGGCAACUCCGACGUCGCCUGCUACUUCGGCGGCACCGCCGCCAUCACCACCAGAGACCCAAGUUAUGGGUCUUGCAAGUAUCUCGCUUCAGAGACAUCUGCUGCCUCACGGCUGUUUGAGGGAGAUUACCUCGUGAAGAAGCUGUUAGAAAUUUUGGUUAUUUUAUGUUUGAAUGUGAGAUUAGGGAAAUGCACGCGAUUUGAUUAGGGCGGCAUACGUUCUUGCAAUGCAUUUCUCAUGAUCUAGUCGAAUAUACCAUAGUCAUUAUCACAGUAGUUGAUGCAGGCUUGCAGACAGAUGUAUUUGUAUAAAAUGUUUUGAGAAGGUAAAGUAUAAUUUUGUGUAAGCUAUAACUUUUUAU